UCCGCCCAAACCAGCCUGACCAGCUCUCCUGGUGCCCGUGGCAGCCCCCCCCUCCCCCACCUGUCGUCCCCAAUCUCUCCGGGCACCUGCUGCCCAGCUGGGUAGCCCAGCCCUACAAGCAAGAUGGCCCUCCAGAGCCAGGGAUUGCCCCCCAGCGGGUGGACCCCAACAAAUCCAAUGCCCAUGGUCGAGAGCGCCCUCUACCGUCAGCGGCUGGAGGUCAUUGCUGAGAAGCGGCGGCUUCAAGAACAGAUCUGCGGAGCGCAGAGGGAGCUAGAAGAAGAAAAAUUGAGAGUGCAGCGACUAAAGAGGAAGUCCCUGCGGGAGCGAUGGUUGAUGGAUGGGACAGCUGAGGGACCUGAAGGCGCUGAGCCAGAGGCGGACCCCCAUUCCCCCCAGGGCCAGGCUCAGGCCAGAAUUCAACACUUGGAAGACAGUCUGUUCACACUCCAGUCCCAACUCCAGUUACUACAAAGUGCAUCGACAGGAGCCCAGCACAAGACUUCUGCCUGGCCCACCUGGCGCCGACAGGUAUCCCGAUCUCUCUCUCAGACUGCCAUGGAGCCAGGUCCUGAAGGCAAGGAAGAUCUUGAGAAACGAGCCUCCCUACCGGUUAUGCCAGCAGUCUCCAUGCCGGAUCCCUCUACCCCAAGGAUCCCCAAGGAGUUGGGAGGAGAUGCAGCCACAACCCCCCAAGCGCCAAAGGAAGAGGUGUCCACAGCAGAUACUGUCGAGGCCAAUGGUCCAUGCUCAGAACCUGUCCCUGUGGAGCUGGAGCUGACCCAGAAUCAGGUGGACACAGCAGAAGACAGGGGUCCAGACACUGGGGAUGGGGUUGACAGCUCUGGGGAAAUGGUCCAGGGAUCAGGCAUAGUAAAGGUGGAGUGGGAUGGGCUGAGGUUCCUAGAGGAAAGUGCCAGGGAGGCCUCCACAUGUACAGAAAGGGGGAAGGUAAAAGAACAAGAGGUUGAAGAGAUAGUCUUAGAGGUGAUAGGGCACCACCAGGUAACAGGAGACCCAGAGCUUCCUGAAUGGAUAACCAAGGACAGGAGAGUCCAGGAGGUGGAGGAAAUGGUUCUAGAGGCGAUGAAGAACCGGUCAAUGAUGGAAGCCCCAGAACUUCCCGAGUGGGUGACCAAAGACAGGGGGAUUGUUGAAGUUGUAUGGGAGGGACUGGGGGGAAUUGAUGGCACUGACAUGGGGGACUCAGAGGAGAUGGCUAGAGAGGAAGCAGCAACAGGUAGUCCUGCUAGCUCUGGGCUGGAGUCCAAAGAGCAGGGCCCUGGGGGGAGUCCUGAGUUAGGAGACCAAGGAGAGGGCUCCUUCAUCUGGGUGGAGAGGGUACUCAUCACUGAAGACUGGGAGGAGGUCCUAGUGGAGGAAUCAGAAGGAACUGCCAAGGAAUUAAAAGAAAGUGAGGCAAAGGAAAGCUUACAGCUGGGGGGAGAGGAGGAAGGGGAGAAAGAACAGCUGGGAGCAGAGAAAGAAGGGGGAGAAAAGCAUUUGGAGACAGAGAAGCUGGGGUCAGAAGGUGAGACAGAGGAAGUCUUUCAGAAGGAUGGAGGGAGAGAGGUACAUACAGGAGCAAAGGAAGCAAAAGGGGAUGAGGAACAGCUGGGGGAAGAAAAGGAAGGAGAGGGAAAAGAACAGAAGGAGGCAGAGGAGGAAGCAGGGGGAGAGAAACAGCUGGAGGCAGAGGAGGAAGCAGGGGGAGAGAAACAGCUGGAGGCAGAGGAGGAAGCAGGGGGAGAGAAACAGCUGGAGGCAGAGGAGGAAGCAGGGGGAGAGAAACAGCUGGAGGCAGAGGAAGAAGAGAGAGAAGAGCUGGGGUCGAAGGAGGAGGAGGAAAAGGAGAGGGAAGGAGGGUUAGCAAAGAAAAUGCCAGCAGAGAAGGAUCCAGGAGGAGAGAAGGGGCCGGGAGAAGAUGAGGAGAAAGAGGAGCAGGAAGAGGAGAUGAAGCAAGUUGCCCAGAGUGAGGCAGGCCCAGAACCACAGGCCAAAGAGGCCGCAUCAGCCCGGGGUGAGCCCCAGGCUCCAGCCCCAUCCCUGGAGCAGCUCCCUGCCCCUGAAGCAGGGCCCCCAGAACGCCAGCCCCUGCUGCAGCCAGUCAUGCGCACUGUGAACCCCGCUAGCCGCCCGGUGCCCACCUAUGCACCUGCCCAACGGGCUGAGCCCCCACCUGACAGCGAGCAAGCCAGUGGCUCCAAGCAAACAUGCCAGUGCUGCGUAGUGAUGUGAGCCAUCCCUCCAGCCAGCCGAGAGAACUUGUGGAGGCAGGGGGGAGCCUGGGGUGUGAGGCUUCUCCCUCCCAUCCUGACCCUGACCCAAUCAAUCUCACAGCUACCUCGCCCUCCCUUCCACCCUGGGCACAGCCACGGGGUGGGGGGUGGGGCCACUGCCCAGCCCAGCCGGGAGUUGACACAGGGCCUAGGCACAGGCCACCACAGGCCGACUCUGGAGGUCCUGCUGCCCUUUCGGCCUUCACCCACUGCCUCAGCAAUCCUGGCCUUUCUCCUUUUCCUCUCUCAGCCCCAUCCCCCCAAUGAUGCCUUAAUACUUGAAAAUAAAAAGGAGAACAGAAUGACAUGGAGAACUCUGGAUUUGGGGUCAGAGAAGCUGGGUUCAGAUUCCAGCUCUGUGAUUCACCACUGUCUGUA
Messenger RNA from Trichosurus vulpecula (common brushtail), 2657 nucleotides. RefSeq names its product paralemmin 3 (gene PALM3). Lineage: Eukaryota; Metazoa; Chordata; Mammalia; Diprotodontia; Phalangeridae. The record is from RefSeq and is a predicted model, not a curated record. Bases 124 to 2238 code for a protein of 704 amino acids. Gene Ontology annotation, biological process: Toll signaling pathway; regulation of cell shape; response to lipopolysaccharide. Gene Ontology annotation, cellular component: membrane. The transcript is spliced from 7 exons.